AAAGGGUUUUUACACAGGAGAGUGUACGCACUCACACACGCACACACACACACACACACACACAACAUAGGUCAGUAUUUGGACAUAAAGUAGUUGAGCGGAAGAAGGCAGAUCACAGUUUGCUGUAUGAACAAUAAAGGCAAACAGCAAAUAGGUUUCACAAGACGGGUUUGUGUGUGUGUGUCAGGUGUGUCUGAGAGAAACAGCAGAAAGACCAGUUGGCGUGGAGGCAGCCAACAGACUAGUGUCACACACACAGAAAUGGAAAUCUACACACACACACAUUUAUAGUAAACAGUAUGUAUGGCAGAUCUAGAUACAUAAAGCAGUAAUUUCAAAGAGGGGAGAUUACUUGAUAGUUUGCCUAAUGAAGAGUAAAGGUGAGCAACAAAUAAUUUAAAAAGUUUGUUUUCUUUCAUGCAAUGUGAUUUUCUUUUUGUAUUAUGUGUGUCAGGAGUGUCAAAGAGAGAGUGUUUGAAACAGCAGAAAGGCCAGUUGAACAGCUACAAGCGUGGAGGCAGCCUGCGCAGCAGACCCAGAGUGAGCUACACAGAGGAAGAGGAGCCCAAAGAUGAAGAUUACCUCUACUGUGAGGACUGUGAGUCUUUCUACAUUGAUGAGUGUGGGGUCCAUGGCCCCCCUAACUUCAUCCCCGACACCCCAGCUCCUGUAGGGGUCCCAGACCGAGCUAGACUCACCCUGCCACCUGGACUGGUGGUCAGAGAGUCCAACAUCCCAAACGCAGGUCUGGGGGUGUUCAACCAGGGUCAGACGGUGCCCAAAAGGGCGCACUUUGGCCCCUAUGAGGGAGAGGUGACGGACAGGGACGAGGCCAUAGAGAGCGGAUACUCCUGGGUGACAUACAAGAGCCGACAUGUAGAUGAGUACAUAGACGCAAAGAGAGAAACUCACUCCAACUGGAUGAGGUAUGUGAACUGCGCUCGUGACGGUGAGGAGCAGAACCUGGUGGCGUUUCAGUACAGAGGGGGGAUUGUGUAUCGCUGCUGUAAGCCCAUCGCCCCUGGAGAGGAGCUGCUGGUCUGGUAUGGAGAGGACUACGCCAGAGACCUGGGCAUCACCUUCGACUACCUGUGGGACAUCAAGAGUAGCGCCAAAGAGGUGUCGGCGUCUCAGGUGUUCUCGUGCUCCUUGUGUCCGUUUUCCUACACGGCUCAAAUCUACCUCCAUAAGCACAUCAAGAGGAGCCACACGGACGAGUACGUGAGACUGCUGAGGUCUGGAGAGAUCAGACCAGAGACUUUGGCACCUUCCAGAAGCAGUGACCAACACACACAGAAACAUUUAACUGUGCCGUCCAGGUCAACAUCCAGUGAAGUCGCCCCUAACCCCUCUUCACAACAGGAAGGAGCGAAUGACAAGAGAAGUCACCACUGCACUCAGUGUGGCAAGACCUUUACUGGAAAGACAGAUCUCAAACUACACCAGCGCACUCACACAGGAGAGAGGCCGUACCACUGCACUCAGUGUGGCAAGAGCUUCACUGAUGGGGGAAAUCUCAAACUACACCAGCGCACUCACACAGGAGAGAGGCCGUACCACUGCACUCAGUGUGGCAAGAACUUUACUUCUACGGGUCAAUUAAAGACACACCGGUGCUCUCACACGAAAGAGCCCUAACCAUGCGCUUUGUGAAACAAGAACUUCAUCUCA
Clupea harengus (Atlantic herring) is the source of this 1671-nucleotide messenger RNA. Its product is annotated as histone-lysine N-methyltransferase PRDM9-like. The record is from RefSeq and is a predicted model, not a curated record. Gene Ontology annotation, biological process: regulation of DNA-templated transcription. NCBI's taxonomy places the organism in Eukaryota, Metazoa, Chordata, Actinopteri, Clupeiformes, Clupeidae. The transcript is spliced from 5 exons. Gene Ontology annotation, molecular function: histone methyltransferase activity; protein binding. Gene Ontology annotation, cellular component: nucleus. Bases 418 to 1638 code for a protein of 406 amino acids.